Molecule: messenger RNA, 4605 nt
Organism: Histoplasma mississippiense
Lineage: Eukaryota; Fungi; Ascomycota; Eurotiomycetes; Onygenales; Ajellomycetaceae
Exons: 11
Coding region: 1-4605 (1534 amino acids)
Biological process (GO): tRNA methylation
Cellular component (GO): cytosol
Source: RefSeq, a predicted model, not a curated record
AUGCCAUCUGGAUUUCAGAGUUUUAUCCGAACUCUACCAUGCAACGACUUGCAGUUCGGUUCAUAUGAUAUCACGAUAGAUGAGCUUACUGUACUCUUCGCUGCUCUUCACACAGCCAAAGAGCUAGGCCUUGUGCAAGAAGGCAGCUCAGAGGUAUCCGCGACUCCUUGCCAAUCAUAUGUUAUUGAAAGCGGGCGAAUUGGUGAAUAUUUGAUACACCCUGAAGCUGCCGUACGGAUAUCGGCUCUCUCUUUGUUGAUAGCAGCCCCCUCAACUACGAAACCAUUCUCUUCAGAUACCCUCCAGGUCCUGAUCAAAAAUUUCCCUUACAUGCAUACUGAUAGCGACCCACAAUAUCGAGGAGAGAUAUUCAGCCUGAUUCGAAAGUUUAUCAUUAGGUUGCGCGGCUGCCUGUCUUCGUGUCUCAAGUCGACGAGCCUUGAUGAUGGAUCGCAACUUGCAAAUCAACAUACAGCAGCAAAUGAUUUAUAUGCGGUCGGAUACUCCAAUACCGCUGGCGAUCAUAUCGAAUUUUUGCGAUGGUAUGUGGGAUUUCUCGAACUAGAACUUCAGCCAACGAUGUCCUAUCAGAGGCACAUAUCGGCACUCAAAACAUUGGUAUUGUUAUUGCAGACAGGCCUGGAUAACAGAAUUGGCCAUGCACACUUGUCCAGACUUGGACAAGAUCAAACCUCCUGGAACUGCAGUAUUGAAAUAUUUCGACCAAGUCUCUUCAGACUCCUUGGUGAUUUACUUAUAAACCCAUUUGAUGACGUCCGAGCUGCGGCUUCGACACUUCUGAAUAUGUUUCCUCGGACACAUAUCCGAACAUCUCUCGAGAAUGACGGAGAAAAAUACAUCUCAGAUGGGCGCUAUUCACAUUCACGGCUACAACUAAUUAAGGCUCUGGAAAGAGCGGAGCGCGUCGCACGUGGCACUAGUAGAGCUGAUCAUGCUGAUGCAGUGGCUCGCCUCUAUCACAUUUUAUUUGACCUUGCCAGUUCCAACACAACAUUAGACAGCAGUGGAAACUGGUAUGAGCUAAAGCAGACUAUUGUGGAACGACUUCUUUCAACUUUGGAGGGGAACCUAUAUUCAACUGAUGGCUCGUUUCAAAACGCAAUUCGGGAGACUUCUGUGCACGGAUAUAUCUCCGCGUUGAGGGACAUUCUCUGUAUAGAUUCCCCUGAAGGUCAAGAUGAGGACGCAGCAGAUGAGCUGAGGGGCCCGAAGGAUUUGUUAUCGUGCUCUUGGCGUGCUUUGCGGGAAUCCAGUAUGCUUCUCUACGCAAUAUUAGUAAAUUCGAGCUACGCUCCUGACACUUCCGGUAGUGGGCUCGUCGAAGCCGAUUUCAACAAAAUUGGAACGCUAAGUUUUACACAACUUGCUGAGCUACGACAUCGUGGUGCAUUUUCAGCGGUUUCUCAGACUUUCACGGCUUGCUGUCAAAAAUGUGCCCAGACGAAGGACUCUAGCGUUUCCGGCCUCCUGAACAUCUGGUACAAGGCUUCGAAGUUGACCCGAAGAUCCGCGGGCCUCCCUGCACUAGUGACAGGGAUAGCUUCUUCUCAGCCCAAUGGCCCUAUUUUCCACAAAAUCAUGCGUGAUCUUCAGGAAAUUGCUAGCCUGGAUACACCCAGUGGUGCUAUUGGAUCAGAUAUCAAAUUGCCACAGGUUCAUGCCUUAAAUUGCCUGAAAGAUAUUUUCACGAAUACCAAAUUGGCCACGUUGACAGAAGCUUAUAUCAUGCCGUGCCUAAGGAUAUCUGCUGAAUGCUUGGGAUCAAAAAUGUGGACGAUUCGCAAUUGCGGAUUGAUGCUCUUCAAGGCUUUAAUGAAUCGGAUGUGUCGUUUCAAGGCAGGAUGCAGCGUAGGCUUAGGUGGAAAUUCUGGAUCUGAACUAGGGAGCAGGAUCAUCUUUCAAAAGUAUCCCGGCUUAAUUGAGCUAUUGGCCCAACUCCUACAAGAUUCUAUCGUGAAUGAGUCAAAAGGGUCGAGUUCGAAAUUAUGGGAACUUUCCAUCAAAACAGAACGAGUUUUCCCAGCCCUUGAGCUAAUUGGAGAGAAGGUACCAUCUUUCUCAGGGGAUGAAGACAAAUUCCUAAAAAUCCUUGUAUUCGAACAGUUUCGGAGUCCCGUUUGGGGUAUCAGGGAGCACUCAGCGAGGAUAUAUGCGUCCCUUCUCCGGCAUGAAGAGAUACUGGCGAGUGUUUGCGAACUUUCCGCAGUUUCCCAUGAAUCUAUCCCUCAGAACCAAAUCCACGGAACGGCAUUAUGUAUUAGAUAUGCUCUGCAAAGGCUGUGGGUUUCCUCGAGCAGUUACUGGUUAGAUAACACUGGAACGGCUUUUUCCACUGUACGGGAAGUUUGCAAAAAUCUAUUUCCGUGGGCCAAGUCUCAUUUUGUGCAGGCUACCUUGGUUGAAAUACUUAAUGAUGUCGUUCAGGCUGCUAUCCGCUGUGGCCUUGAAACCACUGUCCUAGCACAAAUCAAUACAUUAUUGGAAAACCACGGCCUUUUCGAUUUACUCAGCGAACUACUCUCACAGGCCGAUACACCAAUUCCCAGAUCUUCAUUUCUUCUCCUAAAAGCAAUUUCUGUCUCUAAAAUUAGCAUCAUGCUAGCACAGAAUCUCGCAUUAGAAGAUCUAUUGGUGUUUAUGAAUUCUAUCUCAGCACUAGACUCUGAUACCACCUGUUGGUUGCUAGACCGUAUACAGCACACUUUUUGCUCCCAUAAAAGGUCGCAGAUACGGAGAAUAGAGUUCUACAUUGCCAUGAUUCAGGGCGCUCGCUCUCAGCAAAUACAGCUUACCAUGACCUCGAACCUAGCGGACGACUUGAUGUUGCUGUUUGAACAUCAUACUCAGAUAUCGGAUGAGUUCGCCUCCUUACGACAAUUAGUUGUAUCUGUAGAUAUACCAGAAGACAGCGAUGGUGUCAGUUUAUGGAAUCGUGAUUUGGCUAAUGCGUCACUACGCUUGCGGGGAUGCUUCUUGGCAUUGAGCAUGCUAUCAUCCGAUGCCCCUGAGUUUGCCUUAGAGUUCAAAGCAAGGUUGGAUAAGUGGAACCAGUGCCUAAGAUUUGCCAUGUCUGAUGAAACUGAAUUCUCAACCCGCCAUGCAGCUGCAGUCUCAAUGAAAAUUUUCUUCUUGGGGUUAAGAAUAAGCAGCAGCCACUCUACGAUUAAACCCUAUCUCCUAGAAACAUGUCUUGUUUUGUAUGGGAUGUUAGUCGACGAUGAUGAGGGCAUCAGAUAUCUUGCAGCUCAAGCAGCGUCCAUACUUCUCUCUCUUGAAUUUAAUAGCACAAACAAAACCACUGCAUUACUCCCUCUCGCUGCGAGUUCUAAGUUGGCCGAUAUCCUUGCCGAAAAUUUCGUUGAUUCUACAAUACUAUGUGCAGAGGCAAUGGGUCGAUUCCUAGGACUGCCAAUCAGCCUCUUGGUUUCAAGUAUCGACAGUACUACAAGUCUCACUCCUGUUCCCAGGCUCCUCGAGAAAUUUCAGACAAAAAGCACAGUUCUAUUCCAAGAAGAGAAACAGAAUUUGUUCGUUGAAGACGUACGGGAGGUUGAGACAUGGGCGAAAGUUCUAACGCGAAUAAUAUUGAGGCCAGGAAACACACACUUUGCUCUACAGCUUUACUCCUGGGUUACUGAGGGCAUUUCCGCGUUGAUCGAUGCAAUGGGAGAGGCCGGUGAAGAUGGUGUGCUAGGCUGGGUUUCCAACCCAGACGUGUUUAUCUUGGGCAUUCGAGUCAUUCGCGGCGCGAACAUUCUUCUCCUUGCACCCCCAUCUGAGACUUUGUCCUUGGACAAGGGAUGGAUCAGUCAAGGGCUGGAAAUUCUGUGGAGUCAGGGUCGGAAAGUUGAGAUGCACCAUUGCUGGUUAUCUCAUCUGAGAACGGUUAUUGAUUGUGAUGACCAUCAGGAGGAAUUCCUUUUGUUGUUGCCCCUGGGACAUCUGCCACUGAACCACGUCCGCCGCCACCUUGAACAAGGAUUGUUUGACUCCUCUUACGACAGCAUAUCGCAUGGCCUUUAUGCCUGGGUAUGUAUGCGAGCCUCUAAAAAUUUCGAUAUUCAAGUGCCUGCGACGCGGGUAUAUCAAGCAUCUCCAGCUGUCCUGUUUCAACACCAGAACCACCAACUCUUCUUCAGGGUGAUUCUCGUGCAGAAAGCCAUGCGCCCCAGUCAUGUCAUCGUUGUCAUUCUAGUCUUAAUACCUGUAUUCGCCCUCGCCGUAUAUAGAUUGGGCACCCACCUCGUUAUUGUGUUCUACCACAACGUAGCGAUGAACAAAAUGAUGCUGGAAACACGUGAAGUAGAGGAAGCUGAAGCAGCUCAGGCAGUCAACCCACCUCCUAAUCCUCAGCCAGCACAGCCAGUCCAGCCGGCGCAUGCACCCGCCAACGGACCGCUUGCUAAUAACGGGCCGCCAGCGAACGCACAACCGGACAAUGCAGCGCAAGCAAACAACCAGCAGCCAGCAAAUGGGAAUGCAAACGAGAAUGGCCAUGGAAAUCCAGCCAACGGGCCACCAGGAAAUGGACAACCGCCUAUCAGGAAUCCCGAAAACGGGAAUGGACAAGGGAAUGGGAAUUGA